AUGUCUCCUGGUCUUUCUCCCUUGUCGGACUCGCUCUCUGCUCCUCCAACUCCCGAAAGCUUUCGCCAAAAUCCAACCGACCUGUCCACCAAAUGGCUUGUUCAAAAGUUCGGGGGCACCAGCGUUGGUAAAUUCCCAAUCAAAAUCGCAACAGAUGUCGUCGCAAAGCAUCUCGACGGUCACAAGGUGGCCAUCGUGUGUUCAGCACGAUCCGGGUCGACCAAAGCUCUCGGAACGACCUCUCUCCUUCUUAAAGCGGCUUCGCAGGCCCUGCAACGUUCGCCAAAAUGCGGUACAAGUCACGCUAACGGAGCACACACUCCAAUUCACCCAAGGCCAGGCCACAACAAAAGAACGUACAGCUAUACUUCUGACGGCGACAGAGUUUCACAGUCACCUCCUUCUCCACGGUCUGUCGAUGGGAGGUCCUCCGGCUCUUCGUCUCCUCGAAGGAACGGGAUCCUCGGCUUCACACCGCUAAACGGCGACUCGGUGAAGUCAGCUCUGCCAGAGUUCCAUGUAACGGUAGACUUGAUCAAAGAUGAACAUUUCAAAGCUGCUAGAUCGUCCAUCCGCGAUCCAGAGAUCCUGGCCGAACUAGAGAAAGAAAUUGAUAGUGAUUGUGAAUGGUUGAGGAGCUUCUUGUGCGCUGCGCAGGUCAUAGACGAAAUUUCUUCCCGUUCUAAGGAUAGCGUCAUUGGGCUGGGGGAGAAACUCGCUUGCAAGCUGAUGGCAGCCGUGCUCCGCGACCAGAUCUCAUGGAUUGACUCUCAGGGCAUGGAAGCUGAAUACGUCUCUUUGGAAGACAUCGUCCCGUCUUCUCACCUCACCGGCGACUCGGAUCUAUCCGUUGGGGGAAUCAGUCUCGAACAACCCUUCUACGACGAACUCGCGAAAGUCAUCGCACAGCGUAUCGACCAAUGCGGGAGCAGAAUCCCUGUCGUGACUGGUUUCUUCGGCCCUGUACCAGGUUCACUCCUCGCUCAAAUCGGCAGGGGAUACACAGACCUCUGCGCUGCCCUCCUAGCCGUCGGCCUCAAUGCGUCCGAGCUGCAGAUCUGGAAAGAAGUCGACGGCAUCUUCACGGCCGAUCCAAGGAAGGUGCCUUCAGCCCGUCUCAUACCUGUUAUCAGCCCAGAUGAAGCAGCCGAGUUGACCUACUAUGGGAGCGAGGUCGUUCAUCCCUUCGUUAUGGAACAGGCCAUUCGAAAGAAGAUCCCCAUCCGCAUAAAGAACGUCCAAAAUCCUUCGGGUGGUGGUACCGUUAUCCACCCAGCGCCAGAAGAUCCCGUGCAGGAUAGCCAGUGGACGAACGGACACACCACCAACCCUUCCUCCGAGCGCCCGCCCACCCAUCUCCCCUUAGGCACCAACGGGUACGGAUUCGACGACCCCCGUAACCGACGUCUGCCAACCGCUGUGACGAUCAAAGAAAACAUAGUGGUAAUCAACGUCCACUCCAAUAGGAAGAGCGUGAGCCAUGGGUUUUUGGCUGGUAUCUUUGGGACGCUGGAUCGCUACGGAGUCGUGGUGGAUUUGAUCAGUACGUCUGAGGUGCAUGUUAGUAUGGCCAUCGCGGAUGGGAUUGGGAAACGGAUGGCGGAUAGGUUCGUCGUUGAAUUGAAGCGGUUUGGAGAGUUGUCAUCGCGGGCCCUUCAGGUGUCCGUCGAGCACGACCUGGCCAUCCUUUCUCUCGUCGGGAAGCACAUGCGGAGCAUGGUUGGCGUGGCCGCCAAGAUGUUCAGUUCACUCGCCGAACGCAAUGUCAACAUCGAGAUGAUCAGCCAAGGAGCGAGCGAGAUCAAUAUUUCGUGUCUUAUCGCUGCCCGAGACGCCGUGAAGGCGCUGAAUAUCAUCCACCAAGGUUGUCUGAAGAUUACGCCUGAAGAGCCAAUGGGUCGAGGUGAGGUGCCAUGGAUUUGGUGA
This is a messenger RNA of Coprinopsis cinerea okayama7#130, 1926 nucleotides long. RefSeq names its product aspartate kinase. Gene Ontology annotation, molecular function: aspartate kinase activity. Lineage: Eukaryota; Fungi; Basidiomycota; Agaricomycetes; Agaricales; Psathyrellaceae. The transcript has 7 exons. Bases 1 to 1926 code for a protein of 641 amino acids. The record is from RefSeq and is a predicted model, not a curated record. Gene Ontology annotation, biological process: amino acid biosynthetic process.